Sipha flava (yellow sugarcane aphid) is the source of this 2789-nucleotide messenger RNA. RefSeq names its product COP1-interactive protein 1-like. The record is from RefSeq and is a predicted model, not a curated record. Lineage: Eukaryota; Metazoa; Arthropoda; Insecta; Hemiptera; Aphididae.
UGUUGUGUAAUUUUAAAUAACAAUGAAAUAAUAUAUUCGGAAUGCAAAAUUUAAUGGUACUUCAGACGAUAUAUUUGAGUUGGUCAGUUUAGAGAUCAAAGUGUUGUGCUUCUAUAAUUAUUUGCUGACUAAUUAACAUUAUUUUAUUCUAAAGAAAAAUUGAAUUAUUCUUUUUACAUUUUUAAAUAGUAAUGAAUUGUGAAUUUUAAAGCAUUAAUUACUACUCAGAUUACUCAUUUUAUUUUAUUUUUUUUUUUAUAUGAUUUACCUUCCAGUACACUAUGACUAAUUUAGUUUUAGGAAAACAAUAAAUCAUGGAGUUGGAGUCUGUACAUGAUGCUUAUAAAAAAGAGUUGCAACGUGUAUGUGAAAAACACCAAGCUGAAUUAGAUAUAUUACAAAAUAAUCAUAGAGAUGAAAUUAAACAAAUAUAUGAGAAAAAUUCAUUAGAGAUUUCCAAAUUGAAAUCUUUAAAUGAAACUGAAUUGAACAAAAUUAAAAACAUUCAUGAGCAUGAAAUUAUUGAAUUAAAAGAACAGUGUGAGAGGCGUCUAAACGAUCUAAAUGAUUCUGAUUUAGAUGUAUUAACAAAACGUAUUGGAGAUGAUAUUACAAAAACUCAAGCAAAACAUAAGAAAAUAGUUGCAUAUUUAGUAAAUGAAAUUUACAAACUUAAAAAGACAAUUAUUAGUUCUUCUUUUGAUGAUGAUAGAUUGUCAUCAAUUGAUUCAUGUGAUCCCAAAUUGAUUAGAAACAAUCUAAAUGGACCUGAUACAGACAUUGAAACUUCUGACUAUGUUUUAUCCCAGGAUAGUAUUGAUAUGCAAAUCAAAGAUCUUGAAGAUAUUGUGCAAGAGAGAGAUGAUUUACGUUCUGUAGCUAUGUCCCUUCGUCAGUUAUCUAAAUACUUAUGUUCCUUUCUAAUUACAAAGCAAGAAGAACUAAAUAAUUCAAUUGUAGAUCAUGUGAAUGGAAUGGGAUGUGAUGGAAUUUCUGAUGCUGGUGAUAGGCAUGUUAUUGCAUCAAUAGAUGAAUUUAAAAAUUCUGUAAAUGGAGUUAAAAAUUCUAGAAGAGUACAUUUUAUUCCAAAUAUUGAAGAAAUAGUAUCAUUAAUUGAUGAAAACUCAAUAUUAGCUGAUUUUACUAAUACCGAUGGAACUAACGAAGAAAUAAACCAUUUAAAAUUGAAUGCAUGUUUAGAAAAAUUAAAUGAAGAAGCUGCAGCAUUAUCUGAAGUAAUUAACAAUGAACAAAAAUUACUGUGUCCAAAUGAAGAAGAUAUUUGUCAUAAAACAUUUUUUGAUAAAAAACUUGAUUAUUAUAAAAAAGAACUUGAAAAGCAAAAGUCUGAUUAUAAAAAAAUAUUUAUGGAAAAAUCUAUACUUCAGCAAGAAAAUUCUUCAUUGAAGGACCAACUAGAAAAACAAAUAUCCUCUGCUAAUCCUAAAAUACAAUACAAUGAUAUUGAAAAUGAACAUUUAUUAAUAUUGCUACAAAAAGCGCAAGAAGUCAUAAAAAGUUUUAAUGAGUGGCCUAGUUUACAAAAUAUAUUUUAUGAGUUUUCUACUGAAUGUAACAAAAUUAUUGACAUCAUCAAAAAUGAAAAAGAUGAUCUUGCUCAACAAUUGCUUGUAGCAGAUAGACGACUUAUGUCGUCUCAACAAUUUAUAAAAGACCAAACUGCUGAACGUGAGGCUGAAAGAGAAGAAUUCGAUUCUAAGUUAGAAUUAUUAAAAUGCCAAUUAAAAGAAAAAGAAAGGGAAUCAUUAAAUACUGAGGAUCUUAGAACACAUACUGAAAAAGUUGUCACUGAGGCUGAAGAAAAAUAUUUAAUGUUGGAAAAUAGACGACUAAAAACUGAAGAACUAUUGACUGCAUCUAAACUAGAAAUUAAAUCAUUAAAAGAGAUUGUUGGAAACUUGGAAGACCGAAUUGAAUCUUUGAAAAAAAAUGAAGAGUCUCAAAAAAACUUAAUCAAUCGAUUGACAAAUAUGUUAGAAGAAGAACAAAAUCAUGAACAAGAAAUAAUGGCUGAACUUAACCGUGUGAAAAAUCUGUCGGAAGAACAAAGUUGUAGUGAUUGUCCUGAAUUUGCUGAUAUUGAAAUUGUUAUUAACAAAAUUAGAUUGCAACUGAAAGAUGUAGAAAAAACUAUUUCGAAGCGCAUUAAAGAUCUUGAUACUUUUUGGGUUUCUGAAGAAUGUUGCUCACCUAUGUCUGAAGAUAUAUCUGUUGCGGAACGAUGUGAGUUACCCAAUAAAAUAAUCAUUGAAAAGAAUAGUUCUCCUGCUCGAAUAGUUGCAACAUUAGAUGAUGUAUUUAUUAGAUUACAAGAGCGUUUAAAUAGACUUUUCAAAUCGGAAGAUGCUAUUUUUAAGCAUGAAUCGGAUCAACAAAUGACAGUUAAUAAACUAAAUAAACUUAUCAAGAAAUUGGAAUCAGAAAUUGAAAUGUUGAGAUCAAGAUUGACUGAAAAGAGUGAUCAUUUAACUACUGCUAAAAUGAAAAUUGAUGAAUUAAGAGUAUUAAAAAAUGAUAAUGUUAAUUUGGCUACCUCUCAACUACAAGAAAAACUUCAAAAAAUAACAACAGAACACAAACAAUGUUUUCAAAUCAUUGAUGAACAAAAUCAAGAAAUAAAAAAUCUGAAAGAUUCAACAGAAUAUCUAAAGAAUUUAUUAAAUUUGUAUGAAUCAAAACUUGCUGAAAAAGAAAAUAUUGAUCCUAAUAAGGUUAAUAAUCUUGAGUCUAAAGUUGUACAAAUUGCUGAAGAGAACAUAAAUUUACAA